GGCGCAUGCGAACUGAGGCCCAAAGGGGAAAGCCUUCCACACAGAUCUAAGCCAGCUGCCCUGAUUUAAACACUUCAUUGCAAGAAGAGUGGAAGAGAGGGGGAACCCGAAUGCAUCCCCCCUACCAGUGUGCUCAAAGUACACUGGAAAAGCAGCUGCCAGCUCUACAAACAACAGACGAGCAGCUACAGAUGGUAGAUUUAGACGUUUGCUGUGGAAGCGUUUAGGAGUCCUUCUGCUUCACAUUCUCAGGACUAAGAGGGCACUUGCUGCCCUGAGAGGGGGGUGUUCCAGCAAACUGACCUCUGGGGUUAAGCAGAAUCAGUUUGUGUGAAGCCCUGUGAAGGAGGGGAGGAGGGAACAGGCAACAGUUAGUGGGAGGUGGGAGGCCACAGUGGGGCUCCUGCACUGCUCAAGAAGGAGACGAAGCAGUCGCCGGGAAGCGGGGAAAGAGGAGGAGAUGGCCACGGGAGAAAUCACAACACUUCCCUCCACACCUGAAGACGGCGGCAGUGGCGGCUUUCCUCCCGGGAGCUUCAAGGAACCCAAAAGGCUGUACUGUAAAAACGGGGGCUUCUUCUUGAGGAUAAAGUCUGACGGGGGAGUGGAUGGGAUCCGGGAGAAGAACGACCCCCACAUAAAGCUUCAACUCCAGGCGACCUCAGUGGGGGAGGUGGUCAUCAAAGGGGUUUGUGCUAACCGCUAUCUGGCCAUGAACAGAGACGGACGACUGUUUGGAGCGAGACGAGCAACAGAUGAAUGCCACUUCUUAGAGCGGCUUGAGAGCAACAACUACAACACCUACCGCUCCAGGAAGUACCCAAACAUGUACGUGGCACUGAAGCGGACUGGCCAGUACAAGUCUGGAAGCAAAACUGGACCGGGUCAAAAGGCCAUUCUCUUCCUUCCAAUGUCUGCCAAGUGCUAGUCUGGGAUCUGGUUGGCAAAUAUUAAAGGUCUAACUGGCAGCAACAAUGAAGAAGAUGUGACGGCAAUGUAGACAAAGUGUUCCAUCAACAUUGCCCAAAAUAGCUGUGAUGCUUUCUGACUGUUAUAUCCUAAGAGUUAGUUUUUACCCUCAACAUGUCUGCUCUUAUUCAGUUUCACUUUCAAACAGUGCUACACAUUCACACCUGGCUGCUUCCCAGUAAAAUAUACCAGACAAACCAACUGCUGAACUAGUGCAGCUAACUGGAGCCAGGCAUCUUGUUCAAGUGCACCCCUACAGCAUUAAUAGUUCAUUUUACCCACACACAUCUCCCCUCUCUCAGCUUCUGACUGCGCAAGCUGCCGUCUGAGUUCAGCUGCAAGAUGUAGGUCAGAGCAGAAUAUUUAAUACAUGUCUCCUAGAUACAAGGCUUUAAGGAAAUCACUUAAAUCUCAAAUCCCACAUUAUUGUAACUUGCAGAGACGGGAUUAAUCUGAAUUUCUGAUCUUGUGAUACAAAAUGUUUGACAAAAUCAAAACUAAGCGCACUAAACACACUAAAAUCAAAACCCAAGCACUACUUAUAUGUUUUUUUCUACUUUACACUUCUCAAUACCUUACUUUAAAGGACCAGUGUGUGGGAUUUAGUGGCAUCUAGGGGUGUAGUUUCAGAUUGAAACUCCCUCGCUUUGCUCUCCGUCGAAAUACCCUAUCUAGAGCCAGUGUUUGGUUUGUCCCUUCUGUGCUACUGUAGAAAGAUGGCGGUUCAACAUGGAGAACUUCAUGGAAGGCGUCUGUAGAUAUAAAAGGCUCAUUCUAAAAAAGGUACAAGAAAACAGGAUGGCUCCUAUAUUCAUGUGAUUAUACACUAAUGAUAACAUAACUAUGAAUAUUAUAUUCCAUUUCUGACAAUAGAUCCUCCUAAAUGUUACACAGUGACCUUUAACGGGUACAGAACAGGUUUCCUGAGCAUAUCUUUUUCUGAUAGAACUGCGUUACCCUGUUAAAAGUGUAUAAUUUGAGAUUUCUAAAAAAGGUCCAAGUCCAAUGGCACUGGAGCAUAACUUAUAAAUACACUAAUUGUUGUCAAUAAUGCUUAAUUCAAUGACAGAAAGGCAGUCAACAAAAAUAUGACUUUCCUUAACAGUCGUUAGGCUAAUUUAACAAGGCAGCCAAUAUUAAUAUUGCAGCAACUAGCCACUACCGUUAGCAGUCAGAUGAACCAGUGGUUUGCUUGUUAACAAGCUGAAAUCUCAAUACUGGCCACAAAAUGACCUGUUCCCAGUGAAAAGUACAGCAGAACAGUACCUUGCAGCCACUGUUGCCCAACAACUGUGGACUUCCAACCUGGCCGCCAAAAAGUGUUAAACCGUAUAAAACUGUGGUCACGCAGGUAUCACAAUUUUUUAAAAACCUAAAAGUGAAUCUUGUAGUUCACAGUAUUUAACAGCAUUUCUGCUACAGUAACAGUUAGUGUGUGAAACACACGGCAAACAUAAUUCCAGUCAUAAAUACACUUUAAAUAUGAGUAAUAUUGACAACUAUGUGUCAACAGAGCUAGCCAUGAUAUGCUAACCCCAUCAGGUCUGAUGACGGGUCGCUAGGAUUUCAGUGUCGGAGAAAGCUGUCUGUGGUACAGCUGGUAAAACAUCCCAGAGUAGACAGCGGGGAGCUCCUCCAUGGUGAGGUCGAUCUCGUUGAAGCCCCGCUCAAGGCCGUGAAGCAGAAGCCUGGCUACGCGAGAGGUGAUGGGCGUGGUGUUGCCGGUCUCGGCCAGCUCGGCGAGGUCCAGCCACUCGCAGCGCAGACACUCCUGAGUGCAGAAAUUGAUGUCGUAGCUAAGCGGGCCGAGUCGGCAGAUGAUGUACAUGUCCGACAUACCGAAGGCGCCGGGGUGGUUGUGCUGCUGCCGGAUGCUGAGCAGGGACCUGAACUCGGAGCGAAUGCCGGUUUCCUCGAACACUUCACGAACGGCAGUGGCACCUGAGAGAGAUUUAUAUAUUAGAAAUAAACGCAUGUGGAAGCAUUUAAAAGAUCCUGACAAAAAGGAAUAUAUUUAUGUUCCCUUGUCAGAGUCACCUUGCAGACUGAUAUUUAGAUGUGGGAAAAAGGGAAAAUACAUAUAUUUUUUGUAAAGACAAACAUUUGACGCUGCUUUUUUGGGGUGGGUCAUGUGUAUAAUUUUAAAGCUGCUUUUGAAGUGUUUAAAAAGGUGAAUUUGGAGAUAUAAUUCUUUGCGUAUAUAUCGUGCAUUAUUUUGAACAGUUCAAAUGAAUGUAUCACCUUUAAGCAUUAUACUAAAAUUUAAGGAUUUAGCUAGAUGUACUGUAUUAGUUUGUUUUUUUGCUCUGUUGAGCGUGACACUCACCGAUAUUUUCUCCUGGAUCAGACAAGCCACCAGGGAACUUCCAAGCAUUCUUUGUCUGAAAUACAAGAGCAAAGUUAAACAUCAGUUGCGAUAGAUGGCACUGCUGUAAAUGUAUCUUAGAGUAAUAUCAAUGUCAAUCAUAAAAUCUGCCAAUGCCGUCCCGUGGCUCUGUCUUACAGCGUGGCAGCAGUUGUUUUAUUUGAGAUAAUAACAGUAAGUAGUUGUUCCAAGGAUCAUCUUAUGUAUCUGAACUAAUAAUUAUACAGGCAGAGAGAUGUUUAAUGCUCUCAUCUGAGCGUCCUUUCAUUUUAUGUUUUAUAUUUAGUGCCUCACUCUGGAGACUUCUACAUUUGAUGCGGUGAAGUGUGUCUUCCAAAACUGUUUCACCACUUAUCCUUGAUAUUUAAUAACAGUAUGCUGCUGGAUAAAUUAUGAUGUCAGUGUUGUGUAUAUAUUUUUGUAGUUACUUAAAGAAUUUUGUAUACAGCGCUUCUUUUUUUUCCCAGAAAUGCUAUUUCAUCUUAGAUUUUCCUUAUUUUGCAAAUCCUCUCUUUGUGAGGACCACAAAUGCACUACAGCAUUUAUUUUCAUGUAUUGUCAACAAAAUGCUAUAUUUUUUGGAGCUGUUUCUAAAAUGUGCUGGAGGGAAAGAAAUAAAGAGAUUUUGUGUAACUCUAA
Dicentrarchus labrax (European seabass) is the source of this 3973-nucleotide messenger RNA. It is a transcript of the gene fgf2, whose product is annotated as fibroblast growth factor 2. Gene Ontology annotation, cellular component: cytoplasm. Gene Ontology annotation, biological process: positive regulation of gene expression; fibroblast growth factor receptor signaling pathway; positive regulation of cell population proliferation. NCBI's taxonomy places the organism in Eukaryota, Metazoa, Chordata, Actinopteri, Moronidae. The transcript has 3 exons. Gene Ontology annotation, molecular function: fibroblast growth factor receptor binding; growth factor activity. The coding region runs from base 461 to 928 and encodes 155 amino acids. The record is from RefSeq and is a predicted model, not a curated record.